AUGAUCCUUCAUUUGUCCUCUCCGAUACACAGCACUGAUCACACAGCCGUGCCUCUUUAUGAAGAGAGGAAGUUCAUUGUUUUCGAAUCUAGUCUGGAUGAACUGCUCUCGGUCUGCCCUCUGUGUUCACGUCCGUGUAGAGCAAUUGAUAAAAAUAUGAAAGGAACAUUAUUGCAGGAUGCGAAGCUUCGAUGUUUUUUAGGGCACUCAGGAGGUGUGGGUGUCGCCUGCAGCAGUGACAAAACACACUUCAGAGUCCAAGAUGCAUUCCUCAUUCCUGCAGUCGCCAAGGUCUGGACACAACAACAAAAUGUCCUUUUUGAUGAAGCCAUUGGCCGUCCACUCCCGGCUGCUGGAGAUGGUAGGGCAGAUUCCCCUGGACUUUCCGCCAAGUAUGACACAUGCUCUUUUCUGGACAUAGAGCUGAACAAGGUCUUGCACAUCGAAACUCCAGGUGUUCAUUAUUUUUGCAUGAAAGAGCAUGCGUAUAGUAAUAUCUGCAAGCUUGCUUAGGAGGUAAUGGUGGGCUAGUGGGUUGUGCACAAUCUUCGAGAAACAAUAGGCCAAUUAAAAGUUGCAUUGUUCAUGACUACAUACACGUGUGCUUGGUUUAAUGUUGGUUAUGUUGAAUGUAUGCACUGAAAGAUGAGCAGGGUGAUAUCAGCAAUUUUGAUGACAGUAAAAGCAGCGGAAGAAUUCUAUACUGACCUGUACAGUGCCCAGGGCAGCCAAGCUAUUUUCAUUUGAAGUAGUGAUGAACAGGAUGCAGAGGCUCCUCCUAUAACUAGUGAUGAAGUUAGAAGGCCCUUGAAAGACAUGACCAGGGGAAAAGCUGCCGGAGAAGAUGCAAUAACAGUCGAUUUAAUCAAAGAUGGAGGAUACAUCAUGCUUGAAAAGCUUGCGGCCCUUAAUACACAAUGCCUCACGACUUCAAGUGUACCAGAAAGCUAGAAGAACACCAACACUAUACUCAUCCAUAAGAAGGGAGACGUUAUAGAAUUGCAAGAAUUUUAGACCCAUUAGCUUGCUUUCAGUAUUGAUAGCUUUCACGUGACGUCGCAGACCCAGCUUAUCACCGUGCUGGUGCACCAGCAUGGCGGCUACGACUAAGGUCAGUGCAAGCAAUCUUACUGAUAGCUUUCAUGUGACAUCAUGCACCCAGCUUAUCACCGUGCCGGUGCACCAGCAUGGCAGCUUCGAUGACGUCGGUGCAAGGCAUCUAUAAAAUAUUC
Molecule: messenger RNA, 1232 nt
Organism: Dermacentor silvarum
Lineage: Eukaryota; Metazoa; Arthropoda; Arachnida; Ixodida; Ixodidae
Exons: 4
Coding region: 1-513 (170 amino acids)
Source: RefSeq, a predicted model, not a curated record